AGUCAUGGGGAUGGGUGUAGCCAUGGGAUGGCUGUUAUGGUUUUCGGGGGUUUUCCUGUCUCCUAGACCCUGUGACAGGGACUUAUAAAUAGGACAAAAGCUCCUGAAAUGGAAUCCGGUGUCUCAGGAUUCAGUGGGGUCUAUAGGGACACCAAGAUGUGUGAUCUGGGGACAUGAGGACAUGGAGAUGAAUGAGGCCAUGGAGUUCAGUGGGGUUUGUCCCUGUGGGUAUAGCAGGACCAGUGGGGUCUGAGGACAUGGAGCCCAUUGGGGUCCAUGCCCAUAGGGAUGAGGGGCUCAUUGGAGCCCAUUCCUAUGGAGACAUGAGCGGUGCAUGUGCCCCCUGGAACAGGGCUGCUGGGUGGGGGCAUUGCUUCCUGACCCCCAUCACGCCCCAGGACUGAGCCAGUCUGAGCCGCAGCCCCAUGACCUCAUCUCCACUGUGUGCCACUGAAAGGGGGGGCUGGUCCCAUGGGUGGGGAACCCGAGCCCCUUGGGAAGUCCUGAUUCCAUCAGACUAGGGGUCUGACUGUGGGGUGGGGGUUCUGGUCCCACAGAGUGGAUCUGGGCUCCAUGAAGGGGAUGGAGCUGCAAAGGGAUGGGGAUCUCAGCCUCAUGGGACUGCGUGUGGGGGAGGCUAAUACUUUGGGGGUCUCCAUCCCCCCGGUGGGGAUCCACACCACGGCCCCCUGCGCUCUCUGCAGCAUCAAGAGAGAAUAAAGCGGAGGUGUGAUUUCUGGGGGUGGGCGCAUCCACUGUGCACCCUUUGAUUUGGGGGGCCCAAGGAGGGGAUGGGAGAGUCGGGGCAACACCUCCAGCACCCCCCCCCAUCCCCUCCCCACGCAGUGUGACCAGGACAAAGCCAUGGGCAUGAGUGGGACAUUCCCAUGCCUAUCUCUGCUGUUAUCUCUCCUGAACCUGGAGUUUGAUCGCAGAAAGGCCAUAAAGAGCACAGCUCCCGGCGGGGAGGGGGUGGGGGGUGUUGUGCCCCUCCCCAUUGGCACCGCUGCUGCUGAACCCUGCAACCCCACUCCAGCCUUGACCUGCGGGGGGGUGGAGGAGCCGGGGGGGGGCGAGGCCGGGACGGGGCUGGGAACGGGGCAGAGCGGUACCCACAGGAGGCUGCGUCCUCAGGUGCCCGGCACGAUGCAUCUGCUCCGCCUCGCCUGGGCGCUGCCCACGCUGUGCCUGCUGGUGGCCCACGCCGACCCCACGGCCGCGCCGCCGAACGGAGCCUCCAUCUUUGCCGACCUGACGCCGGCAGAGCUGCGCGCGGUGCGGGAUUUCCUGCGGGGCCGCCCGGAGUUGGGGCUGUCGGCGCGAAGCGGGGACACGCUGGCACAGAACACGCUAUUCCUGGUGGAGCUGCUGCCCCCCACCAAGCGGGCGGCCCUCCGGCACCUGGAUGGCGGCGGCCCCGCGCCCCGGCGCCAGGCACGCGCCGUCAUCUUCUUCGGGGCGCAGGCGGAGCCCAACGUCACCGAGUUCGCCGUCGGGCCCCUUCCGCGGCCCCGCUCCUACCGCCCGCUGCGCUUCAAGGGCGGCCGCGCCGUGCCCUUCGCCUCGCGGCCCAUGACCAUGCAGGAGUACGACCUGCUGCACCACGCGCUGGCGGCGGCCACCGAGCCGCUGUACCGCCUGCUGCGAGACACCACCGGCUUCUGGUACCACAACUGCACCCAGCGCUGCCUCACCUUCUCCGACAUCGCACCCCGCGGGCUGGCGCCCGGCGAGCGCCGCACGUGGCUCAUCCUGCAGCGCUUCGUCGAGGGCUUUUUCCUGCACCCCGUGGGGCUGGAGCUGCUGCUGGACCACCGCGACCCCGACCCGCGGCGCUGGGCGGUGCAGAGCGUCUGGUACAACGGGCAGUACUUCUCCAGCCCGCAGGAGCUGGCCGAGCGCUACGAGCGCGGCACGCUGGCGGUGGCACAGCUGCCCGACCCCGCGGCCCCGCACCUCUUCUCCACAUACAUCCCGCGCGGCCGCUUCACCACCGGCACCGCCACCGACGUGCACGGGGCCAAAGUGUGCGAGCCGCAGGGCCGGCGCUACCGCCUGCGUGGCAACCAGCUGCAGUACAGUGGCUGGAGCCUGGCCUUCCGCCUGCGCUCCUCCGCCGGCCUGCAGCUCUUCGACGUGCGCUUCAACGGCGAGCGCGUGGCCUACGAGCUGAGCGUGCAGGAGGCCAUCGCCUUCUACGGCGGAGACACGCCGGCCGCCAUGCAGACCAAGUACCUGGACGCCGGCUGGGGCAUGGGCUCCGUCACCUACGAGCUGGCGCCCGGCAUCGACUGCCCCGAGGUGUCCACCUUCCUGGACGUGCACCACCUGUAUGACAGUGAGGGGCCGCAGCGCUUCCGCCGUGCGCUCUGCGUCUUCGAGCUGCCCACCGGCGUCCCGCUGCGGCGGCACUUCGACAGCGACUUCCGCGGGGGGUUCCAUUUCUACGCAGGGCUGGAGGGGCAUGCACUCGUGCUGCGCACCACCUCCACCGUCUACAACUACGACUACAUCUGGGACGUGCUGCUGUACCCCAACGGCGUGCUGGAGGCCAAGGUGCACGCCACCGGCUACAUCCACGCCACCUUCUACACGCCGCGGGGCCGCCGCUACGGCAGCCGCGUGCACAGCCACGUGCUGGGCAACGUGCACACGCACCUGGUGCACUACAAGGUGGAUCUGGAUGUCGCAGGCACCGGCAACAGCUUUGAGACGAUGGACAUCAGCUUCGAGAACGUCUCCAACCCGUGGAGCCCCGGCGCGCGCGUGGUGCAGCCCUGGUUGCGCCGGCAGCCGCGCCGCACGGAGCGCCAGGCCGCCCUCCCUCUGGGCGCUCCGCUGCCCCGCUAUCUGCUCUUCUCCAACCCGCGCCAGCGCAACCGCUGGGGCCACGCGCGCGCAUACCGCAUCCAGCACCGCUCACACGCCGGGCGCGUGCUGCCCCGCGGAUGGAAGGAGGAAAAGGGCGUCGCGUGGGGCAGGUACCACCUGGCCGUGACGCGGCACCGCGAGAGCGAGGCGUCCAGCAGCAGCCUCUACAACCAGAACAACCCCUGGGAGCCCACUGUCGGCUUCGAGAGCUUCAUCCGCAAUGAUGAGAGCAUCGAGAACCAGGACCUGGUGGCCUGGGUGACGGUGGGCUUCCUGCACGUCCCGCACGCCGAGGACAUCCCCAACACGGCCACCCCCGGCAACAGCGUCGGCUUCUUCCUGCGCCCCUUCAACUUCUUCGAUGAGGACCCAUCGGUGGCGUCGCGCAGCACUGUCAUCGUGCGCCCGCAGGACCCCGACUUCACGCGCCUGGAGGUGCAGCGUUGGACCCCCGACGAUGCCAGGCUCUGCAUGACACCAGAGCCCUUCUCCUACAAUGGCACCUACUGGCCCGUGUGAGCACCACAGGGGGGCUCACAUAGUGCCCCCCGUGUCAUCCUCUGAUCUGUGGGGCCGCGUGCACAGGGCUCCCAGUGCUGCAAUAUUUCAUGGUGCCCACAUCA
Gallus gallus (chicken) is the source of this 3494-nucleotide messenger RNA. RefSeq names its product amine oxidase, copper containing 1 (gene AOC1). The coding region runs from base 865 to 3390 and encodes 841 amino acids. Gene Ontology annotation, biological process: response to antibiotic; amine metabolic process. Gene Ontology annotation, molecular function: quinone binding; copper ion binding; primary methylamine oxidase activity. Gene Ontology annotation, cellular component: plasma membrane. The record is from RefSeq and is a predicted model, not a curated record. The transcript has 5 exons. NCBI's taxonomy places the organism in Eukaryota, Metazoa, Chordata, Aves, Galliformes, Phasianidae.